This is a messenger RNA of Trachymyrmex septentrionalis, 861 nucleotides long. RefSeq lists its product as uncharacterized. The coding region runs from base 1 to 861 and encodes 286 amino acids. The transcript has a single exon. Lineage: Eukaryota; Metazoa; Arthropoda; Insecta; Hymenoptera; Formicidae. The record is from RefSeq and is a predicted model, not a curated record.
AUGUUUCAGAGCAUGAUCCACAAUAACGAGACACUCCCCGACGUACAAAAAAUGCAAUAUCUAAUAUCAAUUUUAAAGGACGAGGCACGCAAUGUCAUCGGUCCUCCUGAGGUGACUGGAGAAAAUUAUAUGAAGGCAUGGGAGAUGCUAAAGGAAAGAUUCAACGAUUCAAGUUCAAUUAUUCAGAAGCACUUCAGAGCUUUGUUCGAGAUGCCGGUAGUUCAAAAGGAAAAUCACUUAGUGAUAAGGCGCCUGUUGGAUGAUGUCCUGAAACAUCUAAGGGCGCUCGAAAGACCUAUAAAGCAUUGGGACGACUUAAUAGUGCAUAUGAUUACAAGUCGUUUAGAUCACAAAACAAGAAGAGACUGGGAGGUAACUAUUAAGAAAAAUGAAAUUCCCACGCUGAAGCAUUUGAUAGAAUUUCUUGCUCAACACAAUAAGGCUUUGGAGGCAUCGGCUCGCGCUACUCAUGUAGGAGCCGCAAGUGCGGGUCACGAAAAGGGAAGUCAUUCCAAGAGUACUUUAGUACUUAAUCUGACAAUAGCUCGUCACAAAUGUGUGUACUGCAACAAAGAAGAUCACGCUAUAUACAGAUGCGACGAGUAUCUGCGUCUGGAAGUUGAUAGAAAGAUUAAAGAGGCCAAAGCACGUAAUUUACUUGAAUUAUCUACGAAGUACAUCAAGCCAGACAAUGCACGAUGGGACCGUGCCGUAAAUGUUCCAACAGACAACACAUUGCUCCAUUCAAAGCAGCCAUCGACGAAAAGACAAGAGGCCGCGCAAGAAGGCUCAAUCACUGAUCAGGAAAAGGUGGUAGCCACGACUGUGAGUAGUUCGAACUCAGUCAAACAAAGUAAGUAA